CACGAUUGUUUUGCGCCAUGUAAAUCUGGGUUAAUAUACGACUAAAGAGAAAGGGGAGAAAAGAGAAAGAAAGAGAAAAAGAGGAGAGACCAUUCGAUUGACUUUGGAGUUUUGUUAUCAUUCGAGUUCGAGGAUAUCAUUUUGUUUUAUUUCUUUCUAUCAAAGUACUCACUCUCUUACAAUAUUGGAAGAUUAUCGUAUCACAAGCAAAAAAAUUCCCAGAAUAUUCACCAAUUCAACGAGUACAAACCCUUUGGAAUCACGACAAAUUUCCUUCUUUUUUCAGCGGUACACAUAUGCCAAGUGUUAAUAGUCCAGUCUCAUCACGUACAAUCAAUUUUCAACCAUUUUCACACAGCCGUCGGCGUUUGAUAUCGAAAUGGAACACGAUCACAUGUUAAGGGAAUGCCCCCCAUCCUACGCAUCUCACGACCCUCAAACCAUAAGUUUGCCUUCUGUACCCACAGCAGACCCCCCACCGAUUCAUCAUGAACGAGUCUUGCCCCCUCUACCUCCUAUGUCUACAGAACCAAAAUAUCGGCAAGAUCCAGUCGCAGAAGUACCAUUGACAUGGCCGUCUUCAAAUCCUCUAACCGCAUAUUAUCAGCCGGGCCCCUCACAGCUAUCUCCUAAAACAACGACUAGAAGAAGUACAGAUUCGCCAAACGGGAUGGACUUAGAUUUAUCAGACAACAGAGCAAGGAGAGGUGGAAGUGUACUAUCUAUAGACGAUCCUGAUGUGCGACUUGCUGCUGAAGCAUUGGGAGAUCUUCGCGCCGAUUUCAUACAGUCUUCCCCCCGUCAGCGUACUGCUCCCUCUUCAAACUCCCCUCGGUUUCGACAAGGUGGUUCUACACAACCAGAACCCCUCCUCUCACUUCUCACCACAUCCCACCCCCUCAUUGGCAAUGCGAUAGGCGGUUCACUAUCCGCAUACUCGGCUUCCAAAAACUAUAGUCCACGUUUCAAGUCUAGUGCAGAAUACGUGGAAAGAAGGAUUACUCCGGUUGUCAAUACAAUUAAUUCUGUCAACCGUAUUACUGGAGUUGAAGGGGGUGUGCGUUGGUUCCUUGGUGGUCGCCGGCCGAGCCAUCAUGGACCGUCCGAUACCGAAUCCGAUUCCCCUUCUCAUAAGCGACGGAAAGUCAAUACGUCCUCUCCGGCCGACCUCGAAGGUCAGCCUAUGCAGUUUGAAAUACAAUUUGAUCAACAGCGCCGCCGUCGGCCUAGCCAGGCUUCUACAACAGACAGCCUUCCUGCAUAUGAUGAUCAACGUAGUCCUAGCUAUGAAGCUUCACAGCAAGCAUUAGUACCAUCAAACCGAGGAUCUGAAGAAUCUGCAUCUCCUGGGAGCUCCUGGCAAUCCCGUCUCGUCCUUUCGACCUCGGGACUCAGUGUCGCAAUGUCGGAAGAGUCGCUCCGAAGUCUGAAAUACUGCCUCAGUUGGAUUCGUUGGGCAAAUGAGCACAUAGGGAAACUAAUCGUGGCAUUGAAAGCAGUCUUGGAACAAUACGAUAAUUCUGGCACCAUUGCUGACACCCCCUACUCCGAAAAGGGAGCUGACAAUAAUCAACGUCAAAUAGUGCUUCACACAGAUGAUCAACGCUCAGCCUUGACUGCAAAGAUUGCGCAGUUGAAUAAGGAUGUCUUGAAGACUUUGAAAGAGGUGGUAGAUAUUGUCUCUAAAUAUGCUGGUGGUGCUCUUCCCGAAAAUGCAAGAGAUCUCGUACGCAAGCACUUGACAUCCUUGCCACGACGAUUUCAAAUCGCAAAUUCCGUUUCAAAUGGUGAGAGUAGAAGUCAUCGGGAUGGAGAUAGUGAUGCCAAGGAAGGCGCACAAAGAGUCAUGGUAUUGGCAAAAGAGGGGUUGGACAUGAUGACUCAAGUAUCAGGAGUUUUGGACGGAACGAUAGUCAGUGCAGAAGAAUGGUGCGAAAAAUUAGGGAGAAAGAAAAGGGAAGAAAGGGAGACAAAUACUCCACAGGAUGAAAAAACGAUGAAUGGAGGGAGAAACGGAAGGGACGAAGUUUUACCAGUUGUUAGCGGUGAUGUCAAGAUGGGGUAUGCAGGGUUCGGUGAGGAGAAGCCUACACUUGUUUAAGUUUGGGUAUUUCUUAUUAUCACUCUUUUGGUCUGGACAUUCUUUGAGUAUGCGCAUAUGGCUAUAAGUGGUGGAGUAUUUAGGGUACGGAAUUGGAAAGAUUUAAAGCUUGGCGUAUUGGAAACUGACGGUACAAAGGGCGUCAGGUUGUGGAAGAGGAGAACUGGGAAACAAGUGAGGAUUAUAUCUCUGCGCAUAAAGUUCACAGAAGGAGUUGAUACUCGCGACAGAGAUUGAUACUACAGAAUGGUUUGUGAACUUUGUGUUUGCACUCUGAGUGAGCGAUAUUUAUCGAUGUAAAAGAAUCAAUAUAUUCUAGAUUUCUGAUGCAAUG
Messenger RNA from Botrytis deweyae, 2435 nucleotides. RefSeq lists its product as uncharacterized. Gene Ontology annotation, molecular function: transcription corepressor activity. The transcript has 2 exons. Bases 380 to 2101 code for a protein of 573 amino acids. Gene Ontology annotation, cellular component: endoplasmic reticulum; nucleus. Gene Ontology annotation, biological process: phospholipid biosynthetic process; endoplasmic reticulum unfolded protein response; regulation of transcription by RNA polymerase II. Lineage: Eukaryota; Fungi; Ascomycota; Leotiomycetes; Helotiales; Sclerotiniaceae. The record is from RefSeq and is a predicted model, not a curated record.